This is a messenger RNA of Lolium rigidum, 1485 nucleotides long. RefSeq names its product UDP-glycosyltransferase 85A1-like. Gene Ontology annotation, molecular function: UDP-glycosyltransferase activity. The record is from RefSeq and is a predicted model, not a curated record. The coding region runs from base 1 to 1485 and encodes 494 amino acids. The transcript is spliced from 2 exons. Lineage: Eukaryota; Viridiplantae; Streptophyta; Magnoliopsida; Poales; Poaceae.
AUGGCGCCCUCGUCGCAGCCGGCGACCCCAACGCCGCACGUCCUGCUGAUCCCCUACCCGGCGCAGGGCCACGUGAACCCGUUCCUUCGGCUGGCCAAGGCCCUGCACGCGCGUGGCUUCUACGUCACCUUCGUCCACACCGAGCACAACCACGGCCGCCUCCUCCGGUCCCGCGGGCCCGGCGCCAUCGCGGGCGCCGCCGCCGACGGCCUCCGGUUCGAGACGAUCCCCGACGGGCUCCCUCGUGCCGAGCUCGACGCCACGCAGGACAUCUGGGCGCUCUGCGAGGCCACGCGGCGGGCGUGCCCAGGCCACGUCAGGGAGCUCGUCCAGCGGCUCGGCCGCACGGAGGGCGUCCCGCCGGUAACCUGCGUCGUUGCCGACGGCGCCAUGGGGUUCGCUGUGCACGUGGCCAAGGAGAUGGGGCUCUCCGCCUACCUCUUCUUCACCCCCAGCGCGUGCGGAUUCUUGGGCUACCUCAACUUCGAUCAGCUCGUGAAGAGAGGCUACGUCCCAUUCAAAGACGAGAGUUGCUUCACCAACGGGUACCUAGACACGCCCCUGGACUGGAUUGCCGGCAUGAUCAGCAACGUCCGCCUCCGCGACCUCCCGACGUUCAUCCGCACCACGGAAGCUGACGACACAAUGCUCACCAUCAACAUCAAGCAGUGCGAGCUGGACGCGCCCGCCGCCGACGGCAUCCUCCUCAACACCUUCGACGACCUCGAGCGCGUCGCGUUGGAUGCCAUCCGCGCGCGCCUGCCCAACACCUUCACCAUUGGCCCACUCGGCCCGGAGGUGUCGCCUCCGUCUUACCUCCCGUCGCUUACCUCGAGUCUGUGGAAGGAGGACGACCGGUGCGUCGCGUGGCUGGACGCGCAGCCGGCGGACGGCUCCGUGGUGUACGUCAACUUCGGGAGCAUCACAGUGGUGACGAGGGAGCAGAUGGUGGAGUUUGCGCGCGGGCUGGCCGCCGCCGGCAGCCCGUUCUUGUGGGUCGUCCGGCCCGACAUGGUGCGGGACGGCGUCGACAUGCUACCGGUGCCGGAGGGGUUCGCGGAGGAGGUUGCGGGGCGGGGCCUGAUGGUGGGGUGGUGUGACCAGGAGGCGGUGCUGGGCCACCGCGCGACGGGUGGGUUCCUGAGCCACUGCGGUUGGAACUCGACGGUGGAGAGCCUGCGCGCCGGCGUGCCGAUGCUGUGCUGGCCCUUCUUCUCGGAGCAGGUGACCAACUGCCGCUACGCGUGCGACGAGUGGGGUGUGGGCGUCGAGUUGUCGCGAGAAGCCGGCCAGGCAGAGGUGGAGGCCGCCGUGAGGGAGCUGAUGGGCGACGGGGAGAAGGCUGCGGCAAUGAGGAGGAAAGCGGCGGAGUGGAAGGAGAAGGCCGCGAGCGCGGUCGCGGCAGGCGGGUCGUCGCAACGAAACCUCGACAGGUUCGUCGACGAGGUCUUGCGCGCGCAUAGUUCUAGGCUUCUAGCUAGUUAA